AUGCUGCAGGGCAUCUGUUUGCAAUCGAAGGGGCUGUUGAAGAGUCCGGAGGGAGGGGACUCGCAUCACCUGCUCGGUCCUGCAGAGGAACACCACUUUUACCACCGUGCCCAUUUUGCUCCCUGGCAGCUGUCGCCUUUGCUUGUGGACAAUGAAGUUGUGGUCACUGGCACGCGAGUGAUUCUCACGGAAAGCCGCGUUGCACGACUGGACUUCAAGCACGUUGGCUUCUCAAGCGCCUGCGCCAGUUGGAAACAAGAAUCGUUCGACCGAGAUGUCGUUCGAGGUUACGAAGCCAAGCGGGUGGUUCCGAAGUUCCGCCAGCUCCUUCUACCUGUGCUGGGCCUCGUGUGGUGUACCUUGGUCCUGUUUGAGAUGUCUCCCAACGUUCUGGACAUCGUUCACGACCUGGUCAUCUUGCUGCCAAUUGAGCACACGCUGUGGCUGGUUGGUGGCUCUUGUCGGAAUCUCCCGGUCUGUAAACAUUCUCUUGCAAAGCCCCUGCACCUUGCGUCAGAUGCCAUCAAGCGAUUCAGGCCCAGUCCACAAGAAAAUUCUCCCCAGACGUGGGCGGAAGCAGGGGUACGUGCAGGCUACAAGAACAAACGAUAUGAGCACGUGAGCUUCCUGCAGCCAGAUCCAUCUUCGUUGGCGACAUUAGCGACGUUCAACAUAUCAGAGGACAGCCGCGGGUUCAGCAGGCCACCUGGUGAAGACGAGUGCCAGAGCUUUACGCCGUGGAGAGACGUGGAGGGCAAUGAUUGUGAGAAAUACUCAGAGCCGGGAUGGCUGAUGUCUUGCCAUGAUCUGCGCAGUGUGGAAGAGCGCACGGACAAUCUGGAUGAGCGGCGAGAUUCUGAUCUGAAUCUGUCUCCACGGGAGGCAUGCUGCAGCUGUGGUGGCUCGAAUGUUACUGGGCGUGCGCUCGCAAUCAGCAAACUCGCGAGCUCUGUGUUUGCCGUCCUGGAAUCCAUUGACAACUCUCGGGAAAUGAAGUCUCAACUUCCUGCAGCAAUCGUGGCGACCGUAAAGGAGGCUGUUGACAGCACCGAUGGGAAGGAGUUGUUGGAGAGUCGACUCCUGCACUUGAGCAACCGGGUGUUGGCAGACGCAGGGCGCUUGGCGGGCCACAGCGAAGCUCAUCUCUAUUUUGAACGGUCAGACGAGGUGGUUCCCGCUUUGGAGCUGUUGUCGAUGUUGUUCCCAUCUGUCUCGGCAGUGGUAGUAGCUCGAAAGAAGAUGGAUCAAGACCCCGGAACGCAGCGGCAGCUGCAGGAGCUGCAGGACACGGCGACACGAGCAGCUUCGUAUGUGCGCGAACGCUCCAAGGGCAUGCUGGAGAUUGGAACGGCACUGCUCAGCCACUACAUGAGAGCUCUGAGCUGCUUCUGGAGGAUCUACUUCCUGGCUGUUCCGAUCCGGGUUCGAAUCCAAGAUGUGAGGAUAAAUAUUUUGGGCCGCAGCGGCAGAUCGAAAUGCCAGAGGUUCUUAUGCAGAGUCGUUACCAUUCCGAACGUCUCAGUGGAUUUUUCCUGCCCACAGAGCGUGUCAGCGAAUUCGCUGCAGCACUCAGAGGGGGUGGAAGGUGCGGAAGACAAGUCAUGCUGCUUCGAUUGCUUCGUCUUGCGACUCAAUGCACAGAGCAUCUGUGCGGCGGCCUGCAGCCCUGCUUUGAAGCGCAGUUGCCCCGCGCGCUCCGAUGCGUUGCGCGGGGCUUCUGCUCUGGUUAUUCGUGCAGGCACCUUGGGAACGCUUGCACCGCCUGUGCAGGGCCAGUUUGAGAAGCAGCGAUCCGUGGUGCAGGCCCCUCUGAGUGCCGUCCAGCGGCGAACCGUCGAUGCCUUUGGCAACCCUGUGCCGGACAGCGUGGCGAUCCCGAACAUCCCACGGGCAAAGCCACCUGCACGGGUGACCUCCUCUGCAGGUUACCUGGAACUGGAGCUUGUCUUGGAGACAGUGGAUCUCCAAGCAGAGUGCGAGGUGUUCCGAAACGAUGCAGACGAGACGGAGCCGUCGAUAUCCUGCUUCAAAGGCUCCUGUGUCACUUUGGUCAAGCUGGCCAGCUUGAAAGUGGAUGCGCGCUACAUGUUCACCAUGCAUUCCGUCCGAAAGGUCACGGAUGGCGUGACGGGUCAGGUCUUCGAAUUUCAUGGCCCUCGAAGCCAUCCCAUCACCUUCGUGACCGCUGGUCUACCAGAUUGGCAGUUGGCAAUUCCUGAGACGACGUCUCUUGGCUCCAUCGUGAUUCGGUUGUCCUGGGAGGAGCCAAACACGGGUGGCAGCGCUAUCCUGGGUUACCAAGUUGAGAUGGAGACAGACUCCCAACCUGGGUGGCAGAUGAUCUACGACGGCCAGCAAGAUCCAAGCGUCAAGCAUUUGGUGCUUUCGAAUCUUACCUACGGCACGACCUACUUUUACAACGUGUAUGCAAUCAAUGCAAUUGGCCGUAGCCAGCCCAUCUCGACUGCCUACACGGUAGCGGUGCCACUCGAGAAAACCUUCUUCUACCCACUUUCCACCGAUCCAUCCAUCUCGCGAGAUCCAAUUCCAGACUUCAUCAUUGCUGAUGUCCCGACGGACUUGACCAUCCGUGCAAAGAACCCUGUGACCGAGUGGUUCGAGGUGGAUAGCACUCAUCGCAACUACUUGGCUGCGAUACACGACGCCUGCGAGCUGAACUCCGAGCGCACGUUGUGCCUCCCAGUUCCCGAGCAGCAUCCGGACUACCAGGAUCAUCGACAGCGCCUGAACCAGGUCCCUGACUGCUGCUAUGCCACAGUUCCGAACGGUGACGGGACCUACAGCCUGAACUACACCGGCAACAAGACGGGCAUCUAUUCCUUGAUGGUGUACGCGAUCUUCGCCAAUGGUAAUAUACCCAGCUCAGGUUCCAAGGAGCUUCUGUUCUUGUUGCGGUUGCGAGCAGCGCUGAAACUGUGCCGACUGUGGAACAUUCCUCUGCCAAGGUACUGGGAUAAUGCCUGGUUUUACGGACUGCCGGUCCUCUCCAAAGUCGAUGAGACUAUCAGCUUUGAGCGACUUGGCGGCAGGAAAGUCACUGCUCUAGCCGGAGAUCACAUCACUGCCAGGUGGGUGGGCUUCCUUCUGGGCCCUACGACAGACGAAUACACCAUCUACGUCAAGGCAGAUGAUAGUGUUCGCGUUUGGUUUCAAGGUCAUUUGGUCGUCGACUACUGGGACUCUUCCGUUCCAUGUUGUCCUGAGCUUUGGACUCGCCAGCUGCUGGAGAAAGACAGGUUCUACUCCAUCAAGGUUGAGUGGAAGGAGAUGCAAGGCAAUGCGCAGCUGCGGCUGAUGUGGGGCAUCACCGGGAAGCGGAAGCAGAUCAUCCCGGGUGCAAACCUUUGGCGAGGAGCUCCACUUGAAAGCGCGCCUUUUCGGAUUCUGGUGCAUCCAGGACCAGCCAGCACUCAGACCAGUGGUCUUCUGGAGCCUCUGGAGCAGCUUCGGACCGGGGCUUCGCAAAGGCUUUACCUACAGGCUCUCGACACCAUGAGCAACACCGUCAACUCCACGGAUGUCCAGUUUGAAGCGUAUUUCUAUUCGCCGAGCUACACAAAUGCAACUGUUCCGCUUGUAUUCAGGUCCACUCCGCUCAUGUUGCAGAGAAGAGAAGACCACAUCCACGAUCACCUGCACUUCAUC
Messenger RNA from Symbiodinium necroappetens, 3666 nucleotides. The record is from the annotation of a GenBank genome assembly. Lineage: Eukaryota; Dinophyceae; Suessiales; Symbiodiniaceae.